AUGGCUGCUCGCUGCGAGCUGUUGGACGAGCUCCCCGCGGCUUGUCUGUCGCCGUGCGGACCGCCCAACCCGGCGGAGCUGUUCAGCGAGGCGCGGCGCCUGGCUCUCGAGCAGCUGCUGGACGGCGGCCCCGACGCCUGGGCCGCCUUCCUGCGGCGGGAGCGGCUGGGCCGCUUCCUCAACGCCGACGAGGUGCGAGCGGUUCUGGGCGCCGCCGAGCGGCCGGGCGAGGACGGCGCGGCGGCGGCGGCCGAGGACUCGUUCGGCUCCUCUCAGGACUGCUCGUCGGGCACCUACUUUCCCGAGCAGUCGGACCUGGAGCCGCCCGCGCUGGAGCUCGGCUGGCCGGCUUUCUACCGGGGCGCCUACCGCGGUGCCACGCGCGUCGAGGCGCAUUUCCAGCCCCGCGGCGCGGGCGCCGGCGGUCCGUACGGCUGCAAGGAUGCGCUGCGGCAGCAGCUGCGCUCAGCCCGAGAGGUAAUUGCUGUGGUAAUGGACGUUUUCUCAGAUGUCGACAUCUUCCGAGACCUGCAGGAGAUCUGUAGGAAACGAGGCGUGGCUGUGUACAUCCUUCUGGACCAGGCUCUGCUCUCCCACUUUUUGGAUAUGUGCAUGGAUCUGAAAGUUCAUCCUGAGCAGGAAAAGCUGAUGACAGUUCGGACUAUUACAGGAAAUAUCUACUAUGCAAGGUCAGGAACAAAGGUUGUUGGGAAGGUUCAUGAGAAGUUCACACUGAUUGACGGCAUUCGGGUGGCAACAGGCUCUUACAGUUUUACUUGGACCGAUGGCAAGUUAAAUAGUAGUAACUUGGUAAUUCUGUCUGGCCAAGUAGUCGAACAUUUUGAUCUAGAGUUUCGGAUCCUGUACGCCCAGUCAAAGCCCAUCAGCUCCAAACUCCUGUCCAACUUCCAGAUCAGAGGCAAGUUUGACCAUCUGACUGACCAAAAGCCACAAUCAAAGGAGCCCACCCUGGGCAAUCUGCUGCGCAUCAGGCUGGCCAGACUCUCAAGCACUCCUAAGAAGACCAACCUGGGCCCAGAGGUGCCACCAAAGGACAGAGCCAAGCGCCAUGACUCUGAGACUUCCACUAUCAGUGAUGAGGACUAUCUGUACAGCCACAAGGACCAGCUAGAGGAUAGCAAGGUGGUUGAUGCUGCUACUCAAACAGAGCCAGGAGAAGAGAUGGCUGCAGUAAGCCUGAGUGAGGUGGGAACACAGACCAGUUCCAGCAUAGCGUGUGUUGGGACCCAAACCACAGUUGUCACAAGGGCAGUGAGCUCCCAGGCCACAGUGUGGUCCAAGUCCAGUACCACACAGACUGAAGCUGAUGAGAGCUUCCUUCCUCAGGGUGCCCAGUCUAAAGAAGGGUCACCUGCAUCCAAGAUGUCGGUGUCGAGAUCUUCUAGUUUGAGGUCAUCCUCUUCUAUGUCUUCUCAGGGCUCGUUGGCAAGCUCUGUCAGCUCGCAUGCUUCCCUGACAGCCACUGACCUCCACACCCCCGGAUACCCGAAGUACCUGGGUCUGGGCACCCCCCAUCUGGAUCUGUGCCUGGGGGACUCAUUCAGAAACUUGAGUAAAGAGCGGCAGGUCCAUUUUACUGGCAUCAGGUCCAGGCUCACCCAGAUGCUGACAGUGCUCUCAAGGAGAACACUCUUCACAGAACACUACCUCAGCUACAGUCCCGGAAGGUUUACCAGAGCUUCCAUGAACCUGGUUUCUGUGAGGGACAUAGCACUUUAUCCUCCCUAUCAGUGACUACUGGGUCCAGCCAGUCCUUCCUCCCGAGGCCAACAGAGCCUCACAUGUCCUCAGCUACCCUCUUCCACCUGACACUGAGUCACCUUCGAGUUUCAGCCGACACAUUCUUUGAUAUUUUCAUUUUUGUUCUUUAGAAACCACCUGUUGGUUUAAACACUAUGGGGACUGUUUUUUUUUUUCCUUUGCACAAUCUUAAUAUUAUAUCACUACAGAGGUAUUUUAGGUUAGUUUGAGAGAUAACUUUUUUUGUAUGUGUUAUUCUGUCUUAGUGCUUUGGGUCAGCAUUGUUUUUAGAAUCAAAAUUAUAUUUAAAAGUUAAACAACACUAUUUCUUAGCUGACUUCCUCUUGAAUAGCCUUGUUCCUGGCAUCAAAUAAAUAUAGACAACUUUUCG
Molecule: messenger RNA, 2152 nt
Organism: Psammomys obesus (fat sand rat)
Lineage: Eukaryota; Metazoa; Chordata; Mammalia; Rodentia; Muridae
Gene: Sack1d
Product: family with sequence similarity 83 member D
Exons: 4
Coding region: 1-1755 (584 amino acids)
Biological process (GO): regulation of TOR signaling; protein localization to mitotic spindle; positive regulation of cell cycle G1/S phase transition
Cellular component (GO): cytosol; mitotic spindle pole
Source: RefSeq, a predicted model, not a curated record